Molecule: messenger RNA, 1113 nt
Organism: Trypanosoma theileri
Lineage: Eukaryota; Euglenozoa; Kinetoplastea; Trypanosomatida; Trypanosomatidae
Exons: 1
Coding region: 1-1113 (370 amino acids)
Source: RefSeq, a predicted model, not a curated record
AUGGUAAUGAUGCGCUACGUGCUGUGUAUCCUCGCUCUCCUGCUCUCAUGUGCGUGUGUGCACGUCCUCGCUGAAGAAGUGCCUGCCGCCGAUCUUUCCGACCAAGUCCCUGAUACAGAGAGUGAGACAAAGAUUCUUCUUCAAGGUACUCCUGUUGCUCACUGCAGUGAAGGUGCUGAGGGUAGUUGUUCGCUUGAUGGCGAAAAAGGACCAAAGGGUGCAAAUGGUGAAGUUGGUACGAAAGACACACGAUGUGAUAAAGAUAGUGCUCAAAAGGAGAACAAAACCUGCGAAGAACUACCUAGGCCAGUACUACCCCAAGAAGUAAAAGAUGGUCAGCCUUGUACAAAAGAAAAAUGUGAUCCUCAAAAGACAAAUGCUACCCAGCCUGCCGCUGGGAGUGAAGGACCCAAGCAAACGGAUGCUGUAGAUGGGGAGAACUCUGAUGAAGAUGCAAAAUGCAACAAAGCAGAUACUGCAGAAGAGAAACAAAACUGUAAAAAACCAGUCGUGGAGAUGUCAGAUACAGAAGAUGGUCAAGAUGGAAAGGAAAAGCAUGGUGUCAAACUACCACAAAACAACCAACCUCAAGAGGGCGCUGCUCCUGGUAGUCCUGGUAAAUCCACGGUGGUAAAGGGCACAGAACAAACUGGACAAAGUGAGGGAAAUAAACAAAUAGGAUUCCCCGAAGAUGAAGGAAGCGUGCACAAACAACUUAACGGUGUGCCAGAAACAGUUACAACUGACACAAUACAAGUACCCAGUGGCAGGGAUCAAGAAACAUUAGCUGAAGAUGCACUGAGCAGUAAUACGCAAUCUUCUUCUGUAACUCAACCCAGCAAUUCGGACAACGAGAGUGCUUCUGGCGCUGGUGCUGAAAGAACUGAGAGCAGCACGACAUCUGCAGGGAGUGAGUCACCAAUUACACAAGAAGGUGAUGCAGGCAAUACAGAUACAACCACCAGCACCACCACCACAACAACAACACUUCCUCCUUUGCCUGCAAACAGCCAGAAGGGUGAUGCAGACAGCAGCAGCAGUAUCAGCAGUUCUGUGUGGGUGCGUGUGCCACUACUGAUUGUGGUUACACUGGCCUGUAUUCUUGUGUGCUGA